This is a messenger RNA of Maniola jurtina (meadow brown), 1744 nucleotides long. RefSeq names its product probable arginine--tRNA ligase, mitochondrial (gene ArgRS-m). NCBI's taxonomy places the organism in Eukaryota, Metazoa, Arthropoda, Insecta, Lepidoptera, Nymphalidae. Gene Ontology annotation, cellular component: mitochondrion. Gene Ontology annotation, biological process: mitochondrial translation; arginyl-tRNA aminoacylation. Gene Ontology annotation, molecular function: arginine-tRNA ligase activity; ATP binding. The record is from RefSeq and is a predicted model, not a curated record. Bases 98 to 1741 code for a protein of 547 amino acids. The transcript is spliced from 3 exons.
GUUUUUUGGGAGAGCUGUCACAUGUAUAAAAGUUAAAAAUGUUUUGUUUUUGUGGUUUAUUAAUUUAAUUUUAAUUUAAUUAUUCAAUAAGUUUAAAAUGGGCUUAAGUUCAAGAUUAAUAAACAUUUUAAUCAGCCAGAUCAUAAAUCAUUCAUCAUUUGAUAAAAAUGGAAUUGUUAGAAAUUAUAAGAAUAUGCAUAUUUCUUAUAAACAUAAAGAAAACAUAUUUACUGUAAACUUGUCAUGUCAUGCCAUUCAGAAUUUGGAAAAAAGUAAUUUAAAGUUUCGCAGAAAUGGAACUAACCAAAUCGUAUUUGAUGUUGACAGAGAUAAAUUUAUAAGAAGUGUUUUAGAGAACAUCAAAGAGAAACCGCAGUUGAAUAGUAAACCAAAGAAAAUAGUGAUAGAUUUUAGUUCACCUAACAUAGCGAAACCUUUUCAUGUGGGACACCUGAGAUCAACAAUCAUUGGUAAUUUCAUAGCUAAUAUAAAUGAAUACUUUAACAAUGAUGUGGUAAGAUUAAAUUACCUUGGCGAUUGGGGCACACAGUUUGGUCUCUUACAAUAUGGUUUAGAAUCUAGAAAUAUUGCUAUCAAUGAACUGGAAAAUCCUUUAAAGCAAUUAUAUGACAUAUAUGUAGAGGCAAACAAACUCGCAGCAAGUGAUGAAAAUGUACAGAGUAAGGCUAAACAGUAUUUCUCAGCUAUAGAACAAGGUAGAGCUAAGUUAGAUAAUUGGAGGAAAAUUCGUGCAAUAACCGUCAAAGAGUUGAAUAAAGUUUACCACAGAUUAGGAAUCAAAUUUGAUGAUUACCACUGGGAAUCUGAUUAUAAUGGAGAAGCUAUUAAAUCUAUAAUGCAAAGUUUAGAGAGACAAAACAUAAUCACCACAGAUGUUUCGGGCAAAAAAGUAGCAAAAGUAAAGGACAAAACUGUCACUGUUCUAAAGAGUGAUAAUUCAACUUUAUACCUUUCAAGAGAUAUAGCAGCUUUAUUGGACAGACACAGGAGGUACAGAUUUGAUAAAAUGCUUUAUGUUGUAGAUAAUGCACAGACAGAUCAUUUUGUUAAUGUUUUUGAUAUAGUCGGAAGACUUGACAAUGAUUGUACGAAAGGCUGUGAGCACAUCAAAUUUGGCAGGAUAAAGGGUAUGAGCACAAGGAGUGGUAAUGUUGUAUUUUUAAAUGAUAUAUUAGAUGAAGCCAAAGAGAAAAUGUUUGAAAAACAAAAAGAAUCCAAAAACACAAGAAGUUCUGCUAUUAAUGAAGAAACCUGUGACAUAUUGGGCACUACCGCAGUAAUCAUCAAUGAUUUAAAACAACGUAGACAAAAAGACUAUGUGUUUGAUUGGGACAGAGCAUUACAAAGCGAAGGAGACAGUGGGAUUAAGUUACAGUACUUACACUGUAGACUAUGGAGUUUAGAAUCUAAUGCUAAUGUUGCACUUCCUAAUGAAUGUAAUCCUGACUGCCUAAAUGAAGAAGUCAUAGGAGAUGUUUUGAGCGAACUGGCAGCAUUUGAUGAUAUACUAAAUAGAGCUCUAAUAGAAAAUGAAGCAUGCAUAAUAGUUAACUAUUUAUUUAGACUAGCAAGACAUGUUAAUAGAAUGUUCAAUGAGCUCAAAGUAAAAAAUGUUGACCACGAUCUUGGUGCUCAAAGGCUUCUUGUUUUUCAUUCUGCCAGGCUCACUAUUAAAAAAGCAUUGGAAGUUUUAGGAGUUAAACCUUUGUAUGAAAUGUAGUUU